Molecule: messenger RNA, 1511 nt
Organism: Nyctereutes procyonoides (raccoon dog)
Lineage: Eukaryota; Metazoa; Chordata; Mammalia; Carnivora; Canidae
Gene: PRXL2A
Product: peroxiredoxin like 2A
Exons: 7
Coding region: 274-930 (218 amino acids)
Source: RefSeq, a predicted model, not a curated record
GGCCCCCAGCGCCCCCAGCGCCCCCAGCGCCCCCAGCGCCCGGGUCAGCGGGGGACCCGCGCCGCAGCCCCGCCCCCCCCCGCCGCCGCCUCCCGUCCCCGGGCCCCGAGUGAGCGGGCUCUAGCCCCGGGGGAGCGGGCGGGCCAGCCGCAGCAUCUGUUCAGAACUUCCUGGCUCCGGCAUCUGAGAGGACAGCUGAGCCAGAGCUGGACAGACCAUCACCCCACGGAGCAGAACAGGAAGUUGGAGACUGAGGAUCCGAGUUUCUUCAGCAUGGGCAUGUGGUCCAUUGGCGCGGGGGCCUUGGGGGCGGCUGCCUUGGCCCUGCUCCUGGCCAACACAGACGUGUUUCUGUCUAAGUCCCAGAAGGCGACGCUGGAGUAUCUGGAAGACAUAGACCUGAAAACCCUGGAGAAGGAACCAAGGACUUUCAAAGCAAAGGAGCUCUGGGAAAAGAAUGGAGCUGUGAUUAUGGCUGUGCGCAGGCCCGGCUGUUUCCUCUGUCGAGAGGAGGCUGCGGACCUGUCUUCCCUGAAGCCCAAGUUGGACGAGCUGGGAGUCCCCCUGUACGCUGUGGUGAAGGAGCAGAUCAGGACUGAAGUGCAGGACUUCCAGCCGUAUUUCAAAGGGGAGAUCUUCCUGGAUGAAAAGAAAAAGUUCUACGGUCCCCAAAGGCGGAAGAUGAUGUUUAUGGGAUUUGUCCGCCUGGGUGUGUGGUACAACUUCUUCCGGGCCCGGAACGGAGGCUUUUCUGGAAACCUGGAAGGGGAAGGCUUCAUCCUCGGGGGAGUGUUUGUGGUGGGAUCAGGAAAACAGGGCAUUCUGCUCGAGCAUCGAGAGAAGGAAUUUGGAGACAAAGUGAACCCAGUGUCUGUUCUGGAAGCUGCUAAGAAGAUCCAAACCCAGACUUCGGCCGCAGAGACAAAGUGAUUGUGUGAAACCGCCCCGCUCAGGGAUAACCAGGGACACUCACCUGUUUCCUGGGACACGUUGUGUCUCCACUCAUGUCCCCAGAGAGUUAGAAACCUGCUCAUGCCAUCGUGUCAGUAGAGAUCAUUCACGUAUUAAUACUGUGCUCUCUUUAGGCCCAAUGAGGCAAAAUUAUUGAGAAGAAUCUAAGAAACCAGUGAGGGUAGUUUCAGUUAAAACCUGGAAAAUAGGAGGCUUAGCCUUGACAUGACAGCUGCGCCUCCCUACAACGUACAUGGUGUGUGAGUGCCACUAUUUGAAAUGGCUUUUAUUUUCGUGUCUUCAAAAAUCUUAGAAGAGGUGAUGGACUUGAAGAUUCAGGAUAUGAAGGUCGGGAGCUUGUGUUGUCUACUGACCCGUUCUACAACGUUAAAGUAAUAUUCUUGCAGAGGAUUGGUGGGCUCCUGACGGCUUACUAAAAGUAAAUUAUAAAGUGAAAUCUGUUUUUUUUUUUUUUUAAAUCUUCCAUUCUAACCUCAGAAGUUUGUGUGUCUAGAAGAAGUGAUCAUCUCUGGCUCUAAUAAAAUGUACCAUAAACUGCC